CUGCCACAUCAGUCCAUCUCCUGGCAAGAUGAGCUUCUCUCUCACAUACACUGAGCUGGUCAACGUAGCCAUACCACAGUGUGGGGUAGUGAACUUCAAGGCCCUUCAUCUCCUGCUACAGGGCAUCCUGGAUCACAUCCAAAUCGCUGAGCUCAAGAAAGUCCUUUCAGGGGACGAGGACUUCCUUCAAGCUUCACCAGUGAUGCUUAUACCCAGGGAAGGAGAUGCACAGCCCAUCAUCAACCCAAUGAAGAGGCUUAGCAACAUCUUUGACCACGUGGUAGACCGGAUGGAAAAGAUAGAGGUCAAACUGGCUGAGAUGCAGGGCAUACCCACGACUGCUAAGCUGUUAGAGGAUAGCCAGGGGACCAAGCGGCCGGCUGAGGAUAUGUGGAAUAACAUCAAGAUCCAGAAGAGGAUUGAGGGCAACGAGCUAGCCACAGAAAAGUUUGCAAAGACUCUGCAGGAUUUGCUCAGUGACCUUCACGUAACCAAGAGCACUGUGGAGACUGUUAAGAAGGAUAUGGACACGGUUAAGUUUGUAUUUGAAAAGCUAAACCCACAAAAAAUGGAACUUCUCUGUGAUGACUUGAAAGUACAGAACCGGAAGCUGGGUGCCCUGCAGCGGGAAGUGGUUACUCUCCAGAACAAGGUCCGUGCUAUCCCCCAACCUGAGGAGAUGGUACUCUGGAGUAGCCUCCACGAGGCCAUGUUCAGUCUGGGAAAGCAUAAGCCGGAAGUGGAGCCGUCCACUGUGCGGCAGAGCGUGACUUCUCUUCCAGAGAGUCCCUUGGAGCAGCAGCCGCCUGAGGAUGUCCCCAUUCCCAGUGCCACCCCUAUGCACACCAUGGUGCAGUUUGGAACCACAGGGAUCCUCAAGGGGGACGAGUUCACUCGGGCUGUUGAGUUUGCUGACUCCCAGGGCAUAGAGCUGGGUCAGGCCUCUGUGUCUCAGACACACAGUCUGAGACAGGCUGUCCCUGUCCCUGUCUCUGUCCCUGUCUCUGUCCCUGUCGGGAUCCCUGCCUCUGUCCCUGUCUCUGUCCCUGUCUCUGCCCCUGUCUCUGUCCCUGUCGGGAUCCCUGUCUCUGCCCCUGUCUCCGUCCCUGCCGGGGUCCCUGUCUAUGCCCCUGUCUCCGUCCCUGCCGGGGUCCCUGUCUCUGCCCCUGUCUCCGUCCCUGCCGGGGUCCCUGUCUCUGCCCCUGUCUCCGUCCCUGCCGGGGUCCCUGUCUCUGCCCCUGUCUCCGUCCCUGCCGGGGUCCCUGUCUAUGCCCCUGUGUCCGUCCCUGCCGGGGUCCCUGUCUAUGCCCCUGUGUCCGUCCCUGCCGGGGUCCCUGUCUCUGCCCCUGUGUCCGUCCCUGCCGGGGUCCCUGUCUCUGCCCCUGUCUCCGUCCCUGCCGGGGUCCCUGUCUCUGCCCCUGUCUCCGUCCCUGCCGGGGUCCCUGUCUAUGCCCCUGUCUCCGUCCCUGCCGGGGUCCCUGUCUCUGCCCCUGUCUCCGUCCCUGCCGGGGUCCCUGUCUCUGCCCCUGUCUCCGUCCCUGCCGGGGUCCCUGUCUCUGCCCCUGUCUCCGUCCCUGCCGGGGUCCCUGUCUCUGCCCCUGUCUCCGUCCCUGCCGGGGUCCCUGUCUCUGCCCCUGUCUCCGUCCCUGCCGGGGUCCCUGUCUCUGCCCCUGUCUCCGUCCCUGCCGGGGUCCCUGUCUCUGCCCCUGUCUCCGUCCCUGCCGGGGUCCCUGUCUCUGCCCCUGUCUCCGUCCCUGCCGGGGUCCCUGUCUCUGCCCCUGUCUCCGUCCCUGCCGGGGUCCCUGUCUCUGCCCCUGUCUCCGUCCCUGCCGGGGUCCCUGUCUCUGCCCCUGUCUCCGUCCCUGCCGGGGUCCCUGUCUCUGCCCCUGUCUCUGUCCCUGCCGGGGUCCCUGUCUCUGUCCCUGCCGGGGUCCCUGUCUCUGCCCCUGUCUCCGUCCCUGCCGGGUUCCCUGUCUAUGCCCCUGUCUCUGUCCCUGCCGGGGUCCCUGUCUCUGCCCCUGUGUCCAUCCCUGCCGGGGUCCCUGUCUCUGCCCCUGUCUCUGUCCCUGCCGGGGUCCCUGUCUCUGCCCCUGUCUCUGUCCCUGCCGGGGUCCCUGCCAGGGUCCCUGUCUCUGUCCCUGCCAGGGUUCCUGUCUCUGCCCCUGUCUCUGUCCCUGCCAGGGUCCCUGUCUCUGUCCCUGCCGGGGUCCCUGCCAGGGUCCCUGUCUCUGUCCCUGCCGGGGUCCCUGCCAGGGUCCCUGUCUCUGUCCCUGCCGGGGUCCCUGCCAGGGUCCCUGUCUCUGUCCCUGCCGGGGUCCCUGCCAAGGUCCCUGUCUCUGUCCCUGCCGGGGUCCCUGCCAGGGUCCCUGUCUCUGCCCCUGUCUCUGUCCCUGCCGGGGUCCCUGUCUCUGCCCCUGUCUCCGUCCCUGCCGGGGUCCCUACCGGGGUCCCUGUCUCUGUCCCUGCCGGGGUCCCUGCCGGGGUCCCUGUCUCUGUCCCUGCCGGGGUCCCUGUCUCCGUCCCUGCCGGGGUCCCUGUCUCUGUCCCUGCCGGGGUCCCUGUCUCUGCCCCUGUCUCCGUCCCUGCCGGGGUCCCUGUCUCUGCCCCUGUCUCCGUCCCUGCCGGGGUCCCUGUCUCUGCCCCUGUCUCUGUCCCUGCCGGGGUCCCUGUCUCUGCCCCUGUGUCCGUCCCUGCCGGGGUCCCUGUCUCUGCCCCUGUCUCCGUCCCUGCCGGGGUCCCUGUCUCUGCCCCUGUCUCUGUCCCUGCCGGGGUCCCUGUCUCUGCCCCUGUCUCUGUCCCUGCCGGGGUCCCUGGAUUUGCGUCUGGGCCUGGUUUCAUGCCAGUCUUUGGCCCUAGACCUGGAAUGGUUCCCCCAGGUGUAUGGACCUCACCACCAAGAGCCUGGGCUAGGGGUAAUGUUUGGCCCGUGUGGGAUAUGGGGCCCUACCAGACUGGCCCAGGUCCAAUUCGCCCCAUGGGACAGAUGGCCCGUGCUCGUUUCUCCGUCAUGGACACUGGAAUACCGUGGACUAUGCCGCAGACCUACCGGCUCCCGGGUCUUGAAGAAAGAGGGGAUGAAUACGAGUACUUCCUUCCAGGCCCUCGGGAAGAGAUGCGUAUGGAUGAGAUUCCCCAGGAAGAGAUCUCUGAGUAUAGGGCUCCUCAGGAAGAGAUCUCUGAGUACGGGGCUCCCGAGGAAGAGAUCCCUUCGGAAGGGGCUUCCCAGGAAGAGAUGUCUACAGAAGGGGCUCCCUCGGAUGGGAUUCGCAAGGGAAGAGUUCCUCGGGAGAAGAUUUCCAAAGUAAAGGCCCCCAGGUACAGAACCCCUAAGGAGAGGGUUUCCCAUCACAGAGCCCCCAAGGAUGUGGGCUCCCAAGAAAUGGUCAUCAAAGAAGAGACUCCUGAAGUCAAAGUCCUCAAAAAGGUGAUCUACAAAGACAAAACCCAGAAGGACAAGGCCUCGGAACAACGCCAUAAGGCCCCACCGCCUGCCUUAAAGAAGCUGAGGUCUGCUAUUACCAUAGCUGCAGCAGCUGCCGCUGCAUAUGCAGCCGCAGCAAACUCAGCUGCCCAGGUAGCCAAAGAUGCUGCCAAGGCCAUCCAGGAUGUUCCUGCAACCCAGAUGGCUGCCGAAGCAUCACGCGUUGCAUCCUCAGUGCCUCUAGGGGCCUUUGCAGAUAUCCUGGGUGCAGGAUUUCGCCGUGGGGCCACCAUCAACCUACCUUUCCGUGAUGAGGAGAUGGAAGAGUUUCCUGAAGAAUUUACAGCACCCUUUAACCCCUUCCCAGCCAAACCAGUCCUGUCCCAGGCUAUGAUAAAUGCCAUGUACGCUACGAGUCCUGAAGAAAAGAAAAAGGCUGUGCAGUAUUCCAUGAGCCAUAUUGCCCAGAUGCCUAUCAGACAUGACUCCCUGAAAGAAGAGUUUGCCAACCUGUCAACCAACUUAAACCAGCGUCUAAAUUACCUAGCUAACAUGGGAAGCUCUGGUGUGCUUGGUAAUACGGUAAAUGUACUGGAGGAAAAGAUUGUUAACCUCCAGAAGGCCAGGCUGCAGGAGGAAGAACUGGAGAGAGUUUGGGGACACCAGAUAGACACAAUGAAGAGUCACUACAUGGUGCUAGACAGGGCGGUGGAAAGGCUCCAGGUUCGCAUGGACGACUUGAAGGUCCUCAAGGCGGAACUCGAAAGGCUGGAUCUGGUUAAGGCAGAUAAAACAGCCAUAGAUCUGGAGCUGAAUGAAAAAGCUGACAGGGACAUGCUAGCGAGCAAGGCGAAUAGAGUGGACCUGGAGACGGUGGCGAUGGACCUGAAUGAGAUGAUCCACAGUCUGCUUCUCAAGAUCACAAACUACGAGUCUGACUGGAAGAAGUCUCUGAAACAUCUCAGGAAGGACCUGAACACUAAGCUAGUGCAGAGCGAUCUGAAUAGCCUGAAGAAGGACAUAGAAGAGGUCUGGAACAUAGUCAGGAAGCUUCUGCUAGAAGGCCUCCGGUUCGACCCUGACAGUGCUGCAGGCUUUAAGAAGAAAUUGUUUGAGAGGGUAAAGUGCAUCUCCUGCGACCGGCCUGUAGAGAUGAUGACUGGCCCACAGCUCAUCACCAUUCGCAACAUCCACGGGGGGCUGUCACGAAUAAGGCCAGCCAGUGCCAACAGCUAUGAGUAUCUGCAGCGACAGCUGAUGAGGGAGCAACAGCAGCAGCUGCAUUUCCAGACCUUUGGAGUCCAUGAGGAGGGCCUGGGCCUCCAGAAGGACUGGGGUGAUGGGCCCCGAAAUGAGACCAUCUUGAAGCACAAGUCACACGACCUGACAACAUUCUAUCCUUAUGGGGACCCCGAGCUGAUGGACUAUGAUACCGCCGAGGUGGACAUCCUGGGGGUAAACGGAAUUCUUUACAAAGGCCGAAUGUGCAGCCAGAUUGGGACUCGGAUGGGGGAGAAGGACCUGGCAGCUGUGAAAGUCUCGUGUCACACCGUUCAAAACCUGAUUGACCGCGUGCGCCCAGGAUCCUUACUUGCUUCAGGCUACCCGCCCUUGGGCCCCCGCACCAGCAUCAACUCCGCCACCAGUCUACACUCUGCAACCACCAUGAUGGCACGGUCACCAUCCCUGCCACCAGGGCCGCAGCUACCACCACUCAUCCCAGUCUCAAGGGAUCCCCAAGAGGCCCCUGGAUCUGCCAAGCGCUUGAAAUCUCCACGACUGUAGCACACCAACCCGUGAGACCCAUGCCUGUGACCCAACUACUAUAGGGGGAGGGGUCCCCUUUGCUCAAAGAAAGAGACCCGGAGCCCUGGAACAGAUCCAGGAAAGGGUGUGGGGAUCCUGGAUGGGGGGGGGGGGGGAGGGUCUGCAUAAGGGACCCAUGUUGACUCAGUGUUUAACUGUGUAUCUGAAAUACAAAACACAGUCGUUCC
This is a messenger RNA of Rattus norvegicus (Norway rat), 5415 nucleotides long. RefSeq names its product similar to human chromosome 16 open reading frame 96 (gene C10h16orf96). The record is from RefSeq and is a predicted model, not a curated record. NCBI's taxonomy places the organism in Eukaryota, Metazoa, Chordata, Mammalia, Rodentia, Muridae.